UUGCCUUCUUCCUCAAGUAAACCUAAGCCUCAUCUCAUACCAUUUCCUCACGAUAUAUCCCUUCUCUAUCCAAUCCUCCGUCUUUCGUCUUUCGUCUUUCGUCUAAAUGUUAAAAAGGUUCAAAGAGAGAAAGCUCUCUUCUCGAUUCCCAUCGUCUUUCGAAUUGCCAUGGACAACGAAGAAGAGUCCAAGAGGAACUCGAGGAGCAGGCCGGCCACCCCUCCCGCCGGGAUGAACGACGACCAAGGCCCCGAUCCCCAUCCCGCCUUGGCAAUGUCAUCGCGACGAGAAGAGGAAGAACAAGAAGCACGAGAAGACAGAGACCGCACGGCGACGCUCUCCACCAUCGCAAGCGAGACGGAGGAAGAAGACGAAGCCAGCGAGGAGGAGGAGGAGGAUGACGAGUCGAGCGACGACGGUGGGGAGGACCAGGGCGAGGACCGUUACGACUACUUCUCGGGCCUCGGGUUCGAAGCCGAAUUCGGGUUCCUGGAGGGAGAAGACAGCAGCCAGAACGACAUAGACAUGGCGGAGUUCGACGACAUCGACCCGGACGAGCUGUCGUACGAAGAGCUGAUCGAGCUGGGAGAGAUAAUCGGGGAAGAGAGGAGAGGGCUGUCGCUAGAACAGAUCGGUAAAUGCUUCGGGCCCUUCACUUUCCAGUCCCAAUCGGCGGUCGAAAGGAAGAUGGGAGCGAUCGAUAGAUGCGUCAUCUGUCAGAUAGAAUACGAGGAAGGCGAGAAGCUAGUCAUUCUCGAUUCCUGCGACCAUUCCUACCAUUCGGAAUGCAUCACCCAGUGGCUUCAAGUCAAGAAGACGUGCCCCAUUUGUAGCACCGAAGUUUCCGCGCCCAAGAAAUCCAUGACCUAAGUUUGUUCUCCAUUCGGUCCGAAUUGUGAAUAAAUUCAUUCCUUAUACAUAGCCGCGCUCGUGUAUAUAUCUCCAUUUGAUCUGUGAACAUGGUAGUGAACAGCAACAUCUAGCCUAUGUAGAUCGUUCCAUUUCUUGCAACCCGCUUUACAUCGUCGGGCCGGGUCGCCACAGCGUAUGCAGUUUCUUUUGUGUAAUGGGCCGCCGGUUCAAUGCGUCGAAGCCCAUUGUUUUUUCUCGUACUUAGGUUAAAUAAUGUCUAGCUUGCUAUA
Molecule: messenger RNA, 1142 nt
Organism: Eucalyptus grandis
Lineage: Eukaryota; Viridiplantae; Streptophyta; Magnoliopsida; Myrtales; Myrtaceae
Product: E3 ubiquitin ligase BIG BROTHER-related
Exons: 1
Coding region: 169-870 (233 amino acids)
Biological process (GO): protein ubiquitination; negative regulation of organ growth
Molecular function (GO): ubiquitin-protein transferase activity; ubiquitin conjugating enzyme binding
Source: RefSeq, a predicted model, not a curated record